AAAAUAAAAAGACACAAAGAAAUAAUAAAUUUAUAAGCGUUCUUUUUUUUCUUUUUGUUUUUAUUUAUUUAUUUUUUAAAUGCACAAAUUUGGGCGACCGACCGAGGAAAACAUUGGCCGUCCUCGCUGCCAAAACCCUAUGCGCGGCUUUGCUUUACCAAAACCCUUUCACUUUGGUUUGAUUGCAGUUAGAGAGAGAGAGAGAGAUGGAAAGUGCAAGCAAAGAGCUUCUGCAACUAGAGCACAAAAACCCUUCUUCAUCUUCAUCCUUGGAACGCGCUUUACUUGUUUGUGAGAAUGACUCACUGGUUUCUCAGAAGAAGAAUUCCCAUCCUCAUGAAAAGCCAAUCACUGGUCUUGUUCCUAAAAGCCAAGUUUUGGGAAAAGUAAGAGACUUCUUAGGUGUUAUAUCAGAAGCUAAUGAAAGGUUGCAUCUUCAUGCAAAGUCUAUAUACUUUAUGCAGGACAAUUCUGAAAACUAUGACAUUGAAGCACUCACUGGAAAUGAAUCGCAAAUCAUUGAAAUGGAUCUGAUGCUGGGCGUUGCCGAUCUUCACACCCCUGAGGCUGUGGCUGCUGCUGAAUCUGCAAUUACUGGUUGCCAACCAGUGAUUCCACUGGCUGUUAGUGGAACAGAAUCAGAGGAUAGCAGCGAUGAUGAUGAUGAUGACAGUGAUGAUAAUGAACACAAUGUCAGUGAGAAGCAGGACAAGAAAACAUGCCCUCCCACGAAACUCAAAAGACCCAAGUCUGGCAAAGAUAAUUUUGUGUCUGAAGAUGUUGGAGACAGUAAGUCAAAAGAGCGGCCAAAGAUUAUUGAACUUUCAUAGGGCAUCAAUUCCUAAUGGAAGUGGCCUUAAGCGAGAAAGGAAAAAAUGGGGCCUGUUAAUUAUGUUUAAUUAUGUAAAUUGUAUAAUUGACUAUAUAUUUUAUUUAAAAUUAUUUUUCUUGGUUU
Molecule: messenger RNA, 955 nt
Organism: Ziziphus jujuba (common jujube)
Lineage: Eukaryota; Viridiplantae; Streptophyta; Magnoliopsida; Rosales; Rhamnaceae
Exons: 5
Coding region: 207-830 (207 amino acids)
Biological process (GO): box C/D snoRNP assembly
Molecular function (GO): box C/D methylation guide snoRNP complex binding
Source: RefSeq, a predicted model, not a curated record